Messenger RNA from Panicum hallii, 1127 nucleotides. Its product is annotated as translocon-associated protein subunit alpha. The transcript has 8 exons. The record is from RefSeq and is a predicted model, not a curated record. Gene Ontology annotation, cellular component: endoplasmic reticulum membrane; endoplasmic reticulum. Bases 104 to 877 code for a protein of 257 amino acids. Lineage: Eukaryota; Viridiplantae; Streptophyta; Magnoliopsida; Poales; Poaceae.
ACUAGCUACUGCUACUUGUACCCGCCUCCUUCGCGCAGAGAAACCCGCACGCAAACACAGCCUCGCGCGAGCCCCUCCGAUCCGAGAUCUGGGCCGGCCAGCCAUGGCGAUUAGGGUUUGGCUCCCCGCCCUCCUCCUCGCCUUCCUCCUCGCCGCCUCCCCCUUCACCCAAGUUGCUAGAGCUCAGUCGGAGGAAGAUGCUGCUACAGCUGAGGUUGUCGAAGGGGCUGAUUUAGGAAUUGUGGGUGAUGAUACUCAGAUUUCCAGUGAUGGACCUUUGAGUCCUGCUCCUGGUGUAGAGACAGUAUGUGUAUUCCCCAAAAAUGCUGGCAAAAUUGUACCAGCAGGUGAAGAAACUGAAUUACUCGUUGGCCUGCAAAAUGAGGGUGAAUCAACUUUGAAUGUUGUUGCUGUCCAUUCAACUCUCCAUCUUCCUUAUGACCAUAGUAUGUAUGGCCAGAACCUUACUGUUCAGAAAUUCUUCAAUGCAUCAGUUCCUGUUUCUGUGCAAGCAACUUUCCCCUAUACAUUCGUUGUGAGCAAGUUCUUGCAGCCUGGAGCCUAUGAUCUAGUUGGUUACAUAGUGUAUGAGAUUGAUCAGCACCCUUACCAGAAUGUAUUCUACAAUGGCACGAUUGAGGUUGUUGAGGCUGGAGGCUUACUCAGUGUUGAAUCUGUCUUCCUUAUUACCCUUGGAAUUGCACUUCUUGGUCUCUUUGGAUUGUGGGCAUAUGGCCAGGUUCAGCAGCUGUCGAAGAAAACAAAGAAGGCCCCUAAGGUGGAGCUUGGAACUGGAACAACUGAUGCCAACAUCGAUGAGUGGCUGGAGGGCACUUCGUUUGCGCAGAGAAGCAAAUCCAAGAAGAAGCAGACCUGAGGCUCCUGAGUCUAGUUAAUCAUUUGAGGAUCUAGAAUGAGGCAAGUGAGGGUAGCACCUCACAAUCACAAGUGACUUUUGUUGAAGAUAGUUGGGAAGGGAGGUUUUGAAAACUGUAGUUUCGUGGUCGCACAUCUUUGUUAACACCAGUUUCGGCCUUGUUGUGUACUUUACAUGGAAACUUUUCUUCAAACAAAAUUUUGUUAAAAAAAGGUAUAUGCUAUAGCUGCAGGGAUUUUCUGAUCUUGAA